Oryzias melastigma (Indian medaka) is the source of this 389-nucleotide messenger RNA. RefSeq names its product molybdopterin synthase sulfur carrier subunit (gene mocs2). The record is from RefSeq and is a predicted model, not a curated record. Gene Ontology annotation, biological process: Mo-molybdopterin cofactor biosynthetic process. Bases 122 to 385 code for a protein of 87 amino acids. NCBI's taxonomy places the organism in Eukaryota, Metazoa, Chordata, Actinopteri, Beloniformes, Adrianichthyidae. The transcript has 3 exons.
CCUCCGGACCAGCAGGAGGCGCCAAAGCAGCGCAGAAGACAGAGAAGAAGCAGGAACUUUGCUGCGAGCGCGUCGCGUGACGCUCUGUCCUCAGGUGUUCUCCGGCAGCUGCAGGGACUUCAUGACUGCGCAGGUGAGCAUCAUCUACUUUGGUCAGAGUGCUGAGCUGACCGGGCUGAAGGAGGAGGAGCCUGUUUCUGUGCCGACGCCCAUCAGCAGCAGGGAACUGUGGGAGUUGCUACAGCAGAGACACCCCCGGUUGGCGGCGCUGCGGGGUCACGUGGUCCUGGCGGUGAGUCAGCAGUACGUCCCGGUUGCAGAGCAGCUGGUGGUUCUGAGGGACGGGGACGAGGUGGCCGUGGUUCCUCCGCUCAGUGGCGGGUAGACCG